This is a messenger RNA of Cetraspora pellucida, 1647 nucleotides long. The record is from the annotation of a GenBank genome assembly. Lineage: Eukaryota; Fungi; Glomeromycota; Glomeromycetes; Diversisporales; Gigasporaceae.
AUGGAGACACAGUAUAAUAUAUACUAUCAAACAUAUUCACACAAACCUCCCGCUAAUUCAACCGAAAUUUUUCAAUUUUUUGGAAAGAUAAAAAAUUUGGAUGGAAGUUUAGAUAGAAGUUUAAAUAGUUACAUUUGUCUAUUUCUUGUCGUAUGGGAUAGUGACCCAGAUCUUUUUAAUACACCUGAAGAGUUUUAUUUUGAAUCAUAUCUCGUUCAAAAUGCAAUAAAAAAUAUACAUUUUCACUGUGGGCCUGUUAAUAAGGAACAUGAUUAUCUUGCACAAUAUAUUCAAAGUAUAGAAUCAAGGGAUACUCAAUUGCGACAUAACGUGAUUAAUAAGAUUAUUCAUUACCUUCACCAGAAUAGUUUACCAAAUUCCAUUCAAGAAGGUCUAUCUAAGAUGAAUCUGUCACAAAAACAUUUAUUACGUUGGAUAUGUACUCUUGGGAUUCAAUCCCAUACUUAUUUACAAAUUGCAGACUAUAUUUCUUCAUAUAAAUUUAUGCCCCGUAUUGAUUUUAUGUCUUAUGGACGCUACCCGAGUAUGCAAGAUGCACAAAAUAAUAAAUCAGAACAGAUAAUGGUUUUAGAAACAAAAAACAAAGAAUUGGCCAAUAAACCUAAAAGUGAAAAAGACAAACCAUGGAAACAUCAGGUCAAGAAACAAUCAAACAAAUUACCUUUGGACAAAACAUCACAAGACGAUAUAAAAAGUUUGCGUCAAGAGAUAGAACGUCUGCGUCAAGAAAUAGAACAUUCAAGAAGCGAAGCAGCAAAAUAUCAAGCUGCAUUAGGGGAUGCCACAAAUUUCUCAUGGAAAGAUGAUGAUCCUAAUAAUCCUUGUUAUUUAGUAGAUGGAUUCAAACAUCUUCAACGUGAAUUAUUUAGUUUCACUGGAGUAAAAGGAUCUAAAAUAAAAAUUCAUGCACAAGCGGUCAAUGAGUUGUUUAAAGAAUAUAAACGUUCGAUAACUUCUGAUGACCCAGGAAUGAAACCAAUUCUUUCUGCAGUCUUACAAAGACAUGUAUUUGAAUUUAUUUAUGACGAAAUAAAACAUUAUUUUGAAAAUCCUUCAAUAGACCAACCUGGUAAUAUACCGGAUGAUUUGCUUGAAGCCAAUAUCAUCAAAAGAACAGAAGACUUGAUUAGCUUAACUAGUCAUUUUUCAAAAAUUAACCCGGGAGACGACAUGCAUACGCGUGUUCUUCCAAUAAAGAUACGUCAACAAAUUUAUGCUGCUUUAGGUUAUAGGGGAUUUACCAAUCCAGAUCAUCCACUCAUUCAAAGAAUUGUCAAAGAACUCUUGGAAUUAAUGGAUAGAUACAGAACAAUAGAAUCAAAAGAAAAAAAGGACCAAUUAUCGUCGAAAGCAAAAUAUAUAGUUAAGCAAAUUAUGAAUUUGUUUUACUUUCGUAUAUACACUCAAGAACAACCUCCAGAAUUUAUUUUUUAUGAGAGUGGUGAGGCCUUCGAUGGUAUGAGCAUGGAAAACAUUGCUUUGGAGGAUUCAGAGGAAUCUGAUGUUGAAUUUUGUGCUUUUCCAGCGGUAGCAAUUAUGGUGAAUAAUAGUAAUAUUUAUGACAGGGUACUUGCUAAAGCACAGGUGAUAUUACGACCUAAAGUUAAUAAAUGUAACCAUUCUUAA